Messenger RNA from Cloeon dipterum, 8144 nucleotides. Its product is annotated as coiled-coil domain-containing protein AGAP005037. Gene Ontology annotation, cellular component: cytoplasm. The coding region runs from base 518 to 5638 and encodes 1706 amino acids. Lineage: Eukaryota; Metazoa; Arthropoda; Insecta; Ephemeroptera; Baetidae. The transcript has 29 exons. The record is from RefSeq and is a predicted model, not a curated record.
CAAAGCCGGAGAAGAGCAAGAGCAGGCGACCGCUCCAAAGGAGAGAGAGAGAGAAAAAAAGGAAAGGAAUCUGCCGGCUCUCGGCAGUCUCGGCGAGUAAGUUAGUCUGAUCUCCACGUGAGAGGAGAGAUGCUGCGUCCAGAUCGGUGUCGCAAAUUUGAAAAUUAUAUAUCCCGCGACACGAGGACUUUAUUCAUUCGGCGCCGUGCGUGAGCAGUUCCCCUGCUUUUCUGAUUGUAAGCGAUUACGAGUGAGUGAUAUAUACACGGCGAGAGCAAACCGGCCCCUCGAAAGAAAGAUCAGCGGGCAGACGCGAGAAGAGCCGCAGCAGCAGUGGCUUCAGUCGCCGGCUGUAUUUGGUGAGAAGAUGAUGUUGAUGCAGUCGCUGGUGCGAGGACGAGUUGGCUAAAAGGACGUGAUCGUGCACAUUUCUCCUUCUUCAGCACCGACUGACAGACCGACACACCGCUGAAUAUGGCUCGAUGCGUAGCGGUGCCCACGCCUUGGCUCCUCCAGCAUGGCAGACGGCUGUGACACCGCCGAAAGCUCCAGUGUGUCCGCAGAGACGAAGCAAGAAGGGCCGCAGCGGCGCGCCAAAGUCUGCAGGAGCGAGACCAGCAUCGUCCUGCAAAUUCCCAGAUCGGGCCAGGAAGAAGUAGACACGCCUGUUCCGGCGCCAAGAAACAAGAUAAGCAACAAAAAGGUGCCAACCUUGCUGGUACUCUUUCCUCCUGAGGGAAUAAAGAAGGGCCAAGCUAAGGAGAAGGACAAGAAAGUCGAGAUUUUAGAGAAGAAAAAUAUCUUCAUCGAGCCAAAGGUUGAAGAACUAAAGGCUAGCAAGGAUUUGGCCUCGCUGAUCCACCCCACGGCUCCAAGGGUGCCCGCUCCUGAUUCUUCGGUUAAAAGCCCUCCUCCGACCGUGCGAGGUCCAAAAGGGGUCAACCACCCUCAGCUCAGUGAGUUACUCAAGAGUUGCAAAGCCAAGUACAAGGUUAUCUUCGAGAAGAAGCCCCAACCGAAACAAAACAGUCCGCCAAAAGGUUUGGACGAAAACCGAAAGGAGCAGAAUAACGACGCGAACAGGUCCGAGUCCGGCAGCUCGAGCAGUCGAUCUUCGUCGGACAACCCUGACGCGUACGCAGACUUGGUUCACGAGCUCGCCCGCCACGAGGAGGCGGUAAAGAAGUUGAGCAACAUGCCGGUGCACGAGACGGCGUUUCUACCGGCAACGCAACAGGCUCCCCAGCGCGGCUACGACACCACUGACGACGAGCUUGACGGCAUCCUCAGGAGCAAACAGCGUCGAGAGGACACCUCCAACUUGCGCCAGCAGAACGUCAUCAGGGUGAUCAAACCUGCGCCGCUCAAUAACGUCGUCAUUAGGAACAAUCUAACGUCGCCCACAAACAGGUACGACAUGGAGCGUUAUCAGCAACUCCUCCGCGAGCAGAAUAUGCGUCUAAUGCAGCAACAGCACUCGCAGAACGGACACCUGCCAAAUGGUCAGCAGCACCUGGUGCGCAACGGGCCGCUACGGGCCUCCCUGAACCGCACCUACCCUGCCAGCCCGCAGCAGCCCUUGCAGCCGCCGAUGAUGCAGCGCAGUUACUCGCUCAACGCGGAGCAGGUGCGAGCGGCACGCAGGAUGAACGGUGGUGGCACGCCAACCUCGCCCAAGAGGGUCAGUUUUUCCACGUUGCCAAACCCAGCGAGCCCCAACCCUGCGAGGAAUCGGGUGAACGGCGUCCCUGCCGCACCCCUGAAGCAGAUGAACGGUGGAGGCAGCAACACCCUGCCGAGCAGGCAGAACAGGUCGCGCCCCGUCAGUAGCGACUCGGUGUUUUUCCACAAGCCGCUGCCGCCGGUGCCUGAGGCGCGCACGUGGCUGCUCGGGGGCGGCAGACGCGCCCCUAGGGCCCCUCCUGAGUCCGAGUCGGGCAGCGAGGCCGGCGAAAUCCAGCGCAUCCUCUUCAACGGAGGCAACAGGAUCGCGCCUUCCUACGUCAGCUUCCAAGAUGAUGAAUGGAGCGACGGCAAGCCUCGACUGCCAGGCAGUGACCCCAACGCUCCUGCGGGCAGCAAAGAUGAGGACUUGAGAAGAGGCGGCAGUCGCGGCAGACGCGACGACCCGCGCAGACACACCCUUGCUGGUGACCAACAGGGUGGUCCUGCGUCAGCCGCCUUGACCCGCAGCAUGGACCUCGAAAUGGGGACAAAAUCACGAGGAAGUAAAAAGUCUUCCGCGUCCCUGCAACGCAGCUACUACCACCAGCAGGGACCCAUUUCGAGCUCCAUGUUCGACGAUGACCCCGGCAUCAUGUCAGAGGUGGAAACCGCCUCCACCGGCUUCCGCAGGGGCGGCAAGCAGAGGUCAUCGCUGCCGGUGGUGCGCACGCCCUCCAAGACCCUCGAAAGACCGUUAGGCCUGGUGUUCCUGCAGUACCGGAACGAGACGAAGCGCGCCCUGCUGCCGAACGAGAUAACGAGCAUCGACACCGUGAAGGCGCUCUUUGUACGCUCCUUCCCCAAGCAGCUCACAAUGGAGUACCUUGAUUCGCCCAUGGUGAAGAUCUACAUCCACGACAGCUCAAAGGACAUGUUUUACGAACUUGAAGACUUGAGGUACCCUCCAUCUCACAGGUCUCACCUGAGAGAAAUCAGGGACAGGUCGGUGCUGCGUCUGUUUGAGAGCGCAGACGUGAAUGGCGGGGCGAUGCCGGUGGGCACGACUCCUCUGCCAGGCGGGUUGCCUGCCCACCCGUCGCCUGCCAAUUGGGACCAAGACCAGUCCUAUUUCAGUGAGCCUGAGUUUGACAGUGAGUUUCAACAUCAACAUAUCCACAAAUCAAAGGGGAGCAAAGGCAACAAUUCGACCUAUUACCUGCAGCACUCGUACCCGCCAGGGCAGCCAGGUGCUGGAGGUUCCGCCACCUUGCCCAGGCCUCCGGGGAUCAGGGCGUACUCGCCUGCGACCAAACCUGUCACACAAGCAGUUUGCUCGACGCCACUAAGGCAGCAGCGAAUUUACCAGGAAAUCGGGCCGCGGGACUCUCUGCUGAGGUCCCCGCCGUCCCAACUGAGGUCACCGACCUCUCCAGUGCAAAGGCCCCAGUCGACCCCGCCCAGACCCCCUGAAAGAUGGGCAUACAGUAGAAGCAGGGAUUUGUACUCAGAUCUUCUGCAAACAGAAUCGGGCUACAUGUCUUCACCGGAGCGGGGGCGGCAACCCUACUCCAACUAUCCGCCCGCCGGGGCCUACGAAGACCCAUACUACGCCCAGUACGGCCCUAGGUCGGGCUCGAUCACGCCGGUCAUUGACGAGGAGGCCAGCGAUUCGGAUGAGCUGCUGAUGGAAGCGUACGGUAUCUAUGGUAACACCAAGGGAGGGUCCACGACCGUGGCUGCAGCAGCAGCCCGGAUACAUCAACCUUCACCACGACCACCCUCUUUCCCUUCUGCCGCCAACAUGAUUAACUCACAAACUGGAGCAGCGCUUAUGCCAUACGACGCCACACGGUUGCGCGUGGAGAACAUGGAGCGUCAGCUGGCCAACUUGACCGGCCUGGUCCAGAAGGCGCUGACUCAGGGUCCGCAGCCUAGUCCCACGUAUUUGCAAAUUCCGAAUCAAAGCCCCUACAGAAACGAUGACUAUGAUAAGCACUCGAGCUCAAGUUCGGCUUCAUUACCAGAUGAAAGUUAUUUGCGUGCCGAAACCACCACACCAACCACAAAAACUCCCAAAUUAGGAAAAGACAAAUCCGUUUCGUUUGAAAAGUCCGUAUCAUUUAGUGACGAUCCCCCGGACAUGCUCAGCUCCCCCAAGCAGCAUACACCUCAGCACUCAGCGGAUACUAAACCAACGAAACCAGCCAUUAAGUCGUCAACUUUGCCAAGGAUGUCAUCACAAGACAGAGAUAGGCACAAACCAGCCCCACCGCCAAAGCCAAUGGCUUUGGCGCCCCAUACUGGCCAACAAUACGAUGCGGGUAGACAUCUCUAUAGAGCUGAUUUGCAGCUCACCCCAGAGAUGUACAAUCAUUUACGAGUGUUGCAAAAGAAAGCCAAAGACCUGAGGCAGGAGGUGAGAAACCUGCGACGAAUGUCCCAAGCACAGGCCCACAGUGUUCGUGAAACUAUCAGAGAUACUUUCAUCAAAAUUAGAGCCCUUCUUCUCACUGGAGGAGGAGACAGUUGGUUGGCUUCCGGAGACACGGAAAAGCUGAAGGUUAGCAGAGAGGAAGAGUUGUACAAGCAAGAAAUGAUCCGGCUUGAAAAGGAUUUGACCGAGCUGGAAAGCACAGUUGAAGAGCUGCGGGGAAACGUGAUAAACAAGAAGACAAGGGUCAACAUGUCGGAUGUAGAGAACAUGGCCCUGGUUUUGAGCAAGUCAAGCAAAACGGUAGCUGAUUUGAAAGUGCGCUUUCCCAACCUGCAGGACGGGAUGAAGUCACUCCUUUCAAACGAAAUGGAAAGAGUUGUUAGAGAAGAAAAGUUUUUAAAAGAAGAGCCUGAGAGACUGGAAAGUGCGUUGAGGAGGUGUAAAAAGUUGACUGGUACUUUGGUCACACUCAAAAGGUUGGCCUCAGUUCAAGAACAGCGUCUGCCGGUUGGGGGCAACGCACAGGACCCUCAACUGACCCGGCUCUCGCCUGACAAUCUGCUGCAAGACCAGCCGCCGCAGAGUGGAGCUAUUUCUCCACAAAUCCAGGCUCAACUGGAAAUGGAGUUCAAACUUCAAGGAAGCAGUCACUUCUCACGAUCUUCCGGUGACGGGUGUAGCACACCAUGCGGCUCCGCAGCAGCUGCAGCAGCAGCAUCCGCCGCCCUUCCAGCGCGCGGUGUCCUGGCGGCAGCAGGAGGCGCCGGAGAAGCGACUAAACGUCAGGAGAACGCACUCGACACUCUGCUAGACGAACUGCAGACGUUCGCCCGGCCGCCGUCCACCGAGCCUGCCACCCCCGGCGGGGGCGGUGGCGGCGGCACGCUGCGCCGUCUACACUCGUACCCGAGCGGCUCUGACUCGUCGUCACCGGUCCGCAGCAGUCGGGCCGACGACCGCCCGCCCAGCCUGCCCGAACGCAGCAAGGUGCCGCCCCCGCCGCCUCCGCGUACCAGCUCCAAGUCGCCUCUGGUGUCGCCGACCAGCCCACCGCGGCUGCAGCCGCGCGGCCAGAACCUGCCUCCCGCCCCUGGCGGAGGCGGCACCCUGCGGCGCAAGAAGGCGGCCGACCCACCCGCCGAGGACGGCAGCCAGCCGGCGGCCAGCAACAGCUCCAGCAGCGAGUCGAUCAACUCGCAGGAGGGCCUGAAGAACUCGGAGGCGCUCGAGCAGCGCCACCAGGAGCUACUGCGGCGGCAGAAGCAGCUGCAGGAGCAGUACGCACGCCUCCAGCAGCUGCAGCGCAACGUCCGCCUGCCCACCGGGCCCGAGCUGAAGAAAACGGGCAGCGAGAGCAACCUGCUGCGCGGCCUCAACCUCAGCGCCGCUCCCACCUCGGGCUCGCUCACCCACCUGGCACCUGCCUCGAUGGCACCCGUCGUCAUCGUCCCGCCGCCCCCGUCGGACACCGCACCCGCCCCCUCGCCGGCGGCGGCCCAGCCCACCGCCAAUAAGGUCUACGAGACGGACAUUCUUUAGUUGGUUCGCUCACCACCCCUUUCAAGUGUUUUAAUAGUCAAUUAUUACUAGGGUUGGGAAAUUCAAGCUAUCAGCUAUUUUGUUCGUGCGUCUAAUUUCAAUUAAGACAGAAAGUGAGCACAAAUCACGCAAUUUUACUAAUUUUAUUACUUUUGAAUCUUCUUCGACCGUAUUUUGAGCCCAAAACUGCAUAAAAAUGUCUAAGUUGCUUUUGUGAAAGCUUAAUAAACACAUUGGAAACUGCAAAAUGGUCUUAGUUUAUAGAUGCAUUUAAAAUAUCUGAACAAUUUUUUGAGGUGUGCUUUUAAAUAAAUUAAAAACCUUUUGAUGUGGUGCAACAAGUCAAUUUAAUAUUGCGAUUCUACAGUUUGAGCCUCUUCCUUCACGAAUAUUGGGCUUCAAAUCGCAUAUUUCUCAUUGUUUGAUUUUGUUGGUUUUUGUAAUCCGGAGAAAAAGUUGGUUUAACCAUGCACAGUUUGAAUUGGUCCCAUGAAAUAGUCGUACGCUUUAUCAAACGUCUAAAAUUCCCAACCCUAAAAUUAUUACUUUUAUGUUGGUCAAUUGCCACCGCAUUUCCUUCUGGUCGGUACGAGGCCAACGCGAUUAUUUCCUACUAGCGUAAUGUUCACACUUCCGGAUUUGUUUUACCAUCAGAUUUCAAACAACACUGCCAAUAUCAAUAAAGAAAUCCUCCUCGACACUCACAACUAAUCGCACGAGACGAGCAUCGUCGCGCUUGCUUUAAACGAGAAACAGCAAUUUUGUACUCGUCGCUUUAGCAUUUUUAUCCCCCGAAAUCGAAGGUAGGUGCCACACGUUUGAGGGAGUCGCAUGUAACUUUAAUAUAAAUAUAAAAAAAACAGUCGCUCAUUAACGAAACCCACUUAAACCAAGAGAAGAAAGUCGUGUAAAAGGGAGAUAUUUGUUCAUAUAUUUGUAUAGCAUUGCUUGUGAGACGCGAAAUUAUUCAUUCCCCUGCUGAGUCAGGGGGCGCAACCGCAAACCCUCGGCUCUGCAGCUGAAAUUCAACUAAAUAAAACACACAUCAGAAUGGAUUAAGGAGCCUUCAGUACGUUCAUUAAUAACCCGCAGAAUUAAAAUCAUCAAAAGAUAAUGAUAAAUGAAAAGAAUUUGCUCAAAACAACCGUUGUAUGCCUAUUAGUGAAGAGAACGCGAGAGGGAUUGUGUAAAACUGAGAUACUUGACAGCAGAUUCGAGCAGUGAACGAGUUCUUGUAAUCAACAUACACGCGCAGAAAUUGUAUGGUUUAUUUCAGACACACGCAAUAGUCGCCCGCAGCCUACUAUCGAUACAAAAAAAAAGAAAUAUUGAGUGUCUGCACCUUUUUUACCUUUUUCCAUCGUGGUCAUUUUGAUUAAUUGUGAUGUGCGUCGCCUAAUUAGCGUAAAGUGUAUACUAUUAUGCAUCGAGAAUCAUAACUUAUAGCGCGUCUCUUGAUAUGUUCCUAUAAAAACAAUUCAAGGCUUCAGUUGGAAAAGUAAUCGUUUCGGAUCUUCUGCGCUUUUUCACUUGGAAAUUAUAGUAAAAUCGCUGCUUUUCCACUCGGGCCUUGCAACCAACCGAAGUCCUCUUUCAUUACACACUCACACGCUAUAAAUUAUCGUAUUUGCACGAGUUCAGCCCAUGCAGUGUCAAAUUUAAGCAAUUAUUAUCUCGCACGAAGCGUCCUGCUGCUUAAUUUCAACCGAGAAAGCGAAAAAUGCGUGGUAUUUCUAAAAUUAAAGUGUAAAAUACUGAUUUCUCGUAGCCGAUUAGCGAGAGCAAUUAAUCAAUCGAUUCAGCCCCCGAUUACGAAGCAUGAAAAUAAUUAUUCUCCUCCUUGCCUCGUCUCCUAGUGUUCGUAAUAGUGUUUAAGCGCUAGCCCUCGUUUUCGUAGCAGCAGGACAUCUCCAUACCAAAGUCCUACAUCACAUACCGUGUAACGAUUAAUUAUUGUUUUUCACGAAUGCGUGCCAUGUUCGCCUCCACACAAUACACAUUGAAAUCGGUGCCAAUUCACAGAUAAUGUGUAAGAAAGCAGCGGUUGCCCAUCAACGCCGCGAUGACUAAUAAUUAAAAACAUGCCAAAUUUUGUAAAAACGGAAAAGAGAAAUUUGCCGAAAAGCGAGGACGGUGGAAAUUAGUUUUUGUUUCCUCCCUUGCACCAACGAUGAAUACGAAUAAAAAAUACAUGCAUGUAUUGUUGAGUUUUGCAUUAAUAAUUUAUUCCCGUGUGCAUCGCGGGCAGUUUUUUCCUGCCUAGCGCAAUGUGUAAAGUCAAAAUUUGCUACAGUGUAUGGUUAUCCUAAACUGAAUAUUAUUAUUGUACAUAUUUAUAUAUUUGUGGCUUCGUGUAAAAGUGCAGAGACACAGGAAGAAUGACACCUUUCCCCACCAAUACAAAAAAUAAUUAUUAUGGAUUAAACGCCUCCCUGUCAACACAUCACAAGAUCUAUCGUUGUAAAAUCAAUUUUAAUGAAAUGUUUAAUAAAAAUUAAAACAAAAA